GUCUUUCUACACAAUUUACUGUUGUCCGGAUGUUGAAUAUUGUUGUUAUAUUCGUGGAAAGUGCCAUUUGAAACUGAGAGCGCGAAUAAGAUAUUAAUGAAAUAAUUAGUGUGGUAAUUGUACUUACAAAAUAAUAUUAUAAUUACUUGAAGGCAUGGUCGGGGCUUGUACGGUAGUUUGAAAAGAAACAUAGCAGGUUUUGCGAAUAAGAUAUGAGCAAAGUUAACUGCUGCUAACUGUCUGACACCUUGUUUGCUAUCGUUAGCUAACUUGUAACAUUAUAUUGUGCUAGUUAGCUAACGUCUCCUAUGAUAUCAGUCAGUAUAUACCUGGCUUCUCGUGGCUGAAUGAAAUUAAACAGUAUUGAGUUAGCUAGUUAGUUAACUUAAUAUUUAGUCUAACUGCUGUUGGUACAAGAUUGGACUGACGUUGACGCCACUGCCUUCGUCGCAGUCAGAGAAGAAAUGGAGCAGCGGGAACUGUCGGAUUGGGAUGACAUUAACAAACUCCUGCAGAGGCAUGGCUUUAAACCUGUUCAAUUUGCUGAUCCUGUGGAGAAUAAGAACCUGUCAGAUUUGGUUCUUCUGGAGAAGAAAGCGGCUGCUGACAUCCGGGCCAUGCUUCGGACCAUGUUGGCAGACUCGGACAGGAGACAGGCCCUUAUUCAGGAGCUCAUCCAGUCCAACACCCUGCUCAAAGAGGAGGUCCAGCGGCACCAGAACCGCGCAGCACGGCAUUCCCAGCGGGCCUCGGAGCUGGAGGGGGUUCUGGACGGCGUGAAGGGCAAAGUGCAGGACCUGGAGGACCGCUACAUCAGCAAAGCCUCCCAGCAGCACGCCGUCUUCCAGCAGCUGCAGCAGGACAAGAAGGAGGCAGAGCAGAGUCGGUGUGAGGCGCUGGAGCAGAAGGCGUCCCAGGAGGCGGCGCUGGCGGAGCAGCUGCAGAGGAAGCUGUACUACGCCGUGACGGAGGAGGAGCGCAGGGUGGACCGCCAGAACCAGGCCUUCCAGCAGAUCCACAAGAGAGCAGCCAGAACACACUCCCCCACUGACCAGCAGGUUCUUGACGUCAUCGAUGUGUAUGAGUCCCAAAUGCAGCAGCUACAGAAUGAACUGAGGACCAGAGAGAGUGACUCCUCAGAGGCCCAGCAUGAGAAGACAUCUUCAGACAGCUCUUCAAGCCACAAAGCCUUACUCAAGUCCUACCAGGAGCAGCUGAAAGACACCAAGGCUCAGAGAGAGGAGUUGAGGCGGGAGAUCCAGAGCCUGAAGCAGGACCUGGAGACGAGGCCCACAGUGAAGGAGCUGAAGUCCUUCAAGCAGCAGCUGAAGAGGAUGGACCGGGUCCUCCAGCAGGCCAACUUCAAGUCUGCUCAGGACUCCAAGUCUGAGGAGGCCACAGAUGUGGAGAACAUUGACCACAUGCAGGCCUCUGUCUGCCGUGCUUUUCUCAAGUCUGCCUGUGUGGAACUGGGUGUGCUGGACGUGAAUCAGCUCAUACCUGCCCUGAAAACCAGGCCUAGAAAUACAGAUUCAACUCGACUGGAGAAGGUCCUCCGUGAUGUCAGUGUGCUCCUGACCAAUCCCAGGGCACCACUGCAGCUCCUGAAACAGAGGCCCAACCGGCUGACCCCAGACCAGGCCUCGCUGCCUGGGGAGUUCGAGGGCAUCCUGCCCACCCUGGAGGUGUGGCUGGAGCAGCUGGCGUCUCUGAAGGACCUGCACCACUCUCUGGUUAAACUGGUGAAGAGACUCCUCCCCUGGCAGCCGUGUGAGGAGCAGCGGGCCCCUGCAGAGGGAGUGAGGGUGGAGGAGCUGCAGCUCCUGGUGGACACGCUGCUGGAGGAGACGGCCCCUGCAGAUAAGGUGCUCUGCAGUCCCACGAGGAACACCCUGCAGUCUAUGGUGGCCCACUUCCAGAAGCUGUUCGACGUCUCCUCCCUGAGGGGAGUGUACCCGCGCAUGAACGAGGUCUACACGCGCCUGGGCGAGAUGACCAACGCCAUGAGAAACCUCCGAGACGUCCUGGACCUCGAUGAGAAAGCCCCGCCCAGUGAGGUGGUGAACCAGGUGGCUAGAAUGGCCUCCUCUACUGAAGCCUUCGCCACUCAACAAAUGCACAGCCUACUAGAGACGAAUGACAUCGACAGUAUUAUUUUAAGACUGAAGGAGCAUGAGGAGUUCUUUCCUGCUUUCCACUCCCUUGUGCUGGAGCUGCUGCAGACUCUCGAUGUCCAGAGGAUGGAUGACAUUGUCCCUGCACUGAGGGUGCUGAAGGCCAGAGUGCUCUGAUCAUGUGUUUGUUUUAAUGUGUGUGUGUGUGCGUGUGCGUGUGUGUGUGUGUUUUUGUAUAUUUAUAAAUAAACUAUUAACGAGUGAGUUUUAUAUUUUAA
Messenger RNA from Clupea harengus (Atlantic herring), 2392 nucleotides. It is a transcript of the gene cep70, whose product is annotated as centrosomal protein 70. The transcript is spliced from 17 exons. Gene Ontology annotation, biological process: regulation of microtubule cytoskeleton organization; cilium assembly. Lineage: Eukaryota; Metazoa; Chordata; Actinopteri; Clupeiformes; Clupeidae. The coding region runs from base 465 to 2291 and encodes 608 amino acids. Gene Ontology annotation, molecular function: gamma-tubulin binding. The record is from RefSeq and is a predicted model, not a curated record. Gene Ontology annotation, cellular component: centrosome.